AUGCUCUCCCUCACCAGCGUCGUCGUGCUCAGCCUCGGGCUCCAUGCCCUCGGCCUCACCCCACCCUCAAACCUGCCCACUGUAGCCCUGGGCGCGUUCAACGCGAGCGGGAGCGCGAUCAUCAACUCGCCGGACAUCGACCAGGCCUGGAACAUGCUCCUCAACUUCUCGGACUAUGCGAACUGGAACCCCUUCGUCAGGCAGCAGACCAUCCUGAACGAGUGGCUGCUCCCCGCGGCGGACCAGACGCCGAAGGAGAACGACAAGUUCCUGAUCGUCUGCCAGAUCCCGCCGCUCGCGGCGCCGGUGAACGCGUCGACGCCGUCGAACGCGCUCAACACGCGGAUCACGUACGAGAACCUGACGGACAUCAUCCCGGCCAAGCACCAGGUCAGCUGGACGACGGACUUCGCGCCCGACUGGCUCAUCCACUCCGUCCGCUGGAGCACGGUGUUCGACGGCCUGUUCGGCGGUGCGGUCGGCCUCAUCGGGGACGACCUCAACAAGUCCUUCCAGGCGCAGGCGGAUGCGAUGAAGGCGGUCAUGGAGGGCACGUACUACAACUGA
Epithele typhae is the source of this 567-nucleotide messenger RNA. RefSeq lists its product as uncharacterized. The record is from RefSeq and is a predicted model, not a curated record. The transcript has 3 exons. Lineage: Eukaryota; Fungi; Basidiomycota; Agaricomycetes; Polyporales; Epitheliaceae. Bases 1 to 567 code for a protein of 188 amino acids.